Molecule: messenger RNA, 1296 nt
Organism: Prorocentrum cordatum
Lineage: Eukaryota; Dinophyceae; Prorocentrales; Prorocentraceae
Source: the annotation of a GenBank genome assembly
AUGCCGACGGACCAGGUGAACGACAAGGUCGUCCGAGUGCUGGGAUCCCUCUACGCCGCGGGGCAUUUCCAGGACCGCUUCCAGGCCCCGUCCUCGCUGCAGGACGCUCUGAAGUACGAAUUCCCCAAGGACCAGCGCGGCGCUGCCAUGGAGCUACUUACAACGGACACCAGAAGCCAGGGUGAAAAAGUGGCGCGUCAGACGAUCAUCAACGGCGCAGUCCUGCUGAAGAACGAGGGCGGGACGCUCCCCAUCGCCAAGGGAGCGGCGAAGAUCGCGCUCCUGGGCAAGUGCGCGGAAGGCACCACGAAGGACAAGUCGAGCCGGCUGCUCAUGCACACGAAGCUCACCUCCCUCCAGGACGCACUGAAUGAGGCCGUGGACGGCCAGGGCACCCAGGUGGCCUCCAGCGGCGACGCCGCCGAGGCGAAGGGGGCCUCCGUCGCAGUGGUCUGCGCCAUGGCGUUCGCAGCCGACGGCUGGGACCGCGAUAACCUCACGCUGCCGGACGUGGACUGGCUGAUUGCCGGUGCCAGGAAAAAUGGCGCGGAGAAGGUCGUAGUGCUGGCGAUUGCACCUGGCGCCGUGACCACGGAGUGGAUCGCGGACGCGGACGCGGCGCUGCUGCUCUUUGCGCCCGGCGGCGAGCUCGGCCCCGCCGUGGCGGACCUGCUCGUGGGCGGCGCGAGCCCCGGCGGGCGGCUGCCGGUGACGCUGCCGGAGGCCGACGAGAGCCGCUUCGGGGCGUCACAGUACCCCGGGGAGUGCGCGGGGCAGCAGAAGUGGUGCGAGAACAUGACGGCCAAUUUCUCCGAGGGCACCUUGGUGGGCUACCGCUGGAACGACGCGAUGGUGGUAAAGGCGGCGUUCCCUUUCGGGUUUGGGUUGGACUACACGGAAUUCAGCUACGACAACUUCAGGGUCGACUGCUCGAGCGACGCCGCGGCAGUGAAGGUCACCGUGACCAACGUGGGCGGCCGGCAGGGCACGGCUGUGCCGCAGGCGUACGUGGGGUUCGACAAGCUCAGGCCCGCCGUCCGGCAGCUGCGGGGCUUCCGCAAGGUCGUGCUGCCGGCGGGGGGCACGGCCGAGGUGACGUUCGUCCUCCGCGAAGAGGAUUGGCGCUUCUACGACGCGUCUGCAGGUGAGUGGCGUUCUGCUGUCCAAGAAGGGGACUUCGUCACCGUGCACGUGGGCAGCUCCUCCGCGGACCUGCUGUGGAGUGAGACCCUCUCCUGCGACUUCGUCGCGCUGAAGGACAAUUCGGGCCUGCUGCGGCCGCUCGUCAUGGGGUGA